GCCUGGGCUGAUUGUGGCUCCCUGUGUCCCAGCUGUGCCCGUCACACGUGGUGUGAGGCACGCAGCCCACAAAGGAAGCCCUGGGUGACAAACCCCGGUGGGGGGGUGGAGGCGACACCGGAACAGGGCCGGCGCAGCCUCUGCUGCCAUCUCAGCACCUCAGGGCGCUGCCCCUGCCCUGGGACCCCGCGCCGAGGCAGGAUGGAGGAUUUGGAUGCUUUGCUGGAAGAACUGGAGCAGAGCUCCUGCCUGGCCUCCAAGGACCGUGCAGUGCAGGGACCAAGCUCCUGCCAGGAUGCCCAGCAUGGCACCCUGAAGGUGCCGCUGCCACCUCGAGCUCAGCCUCCAGGAGAAAGUUUGGAUUCACUGUACAGCACCCCUGUGCCAGUCCCAAAGCCGCUGCCCCCUUCACCCCCACACACGGAGGCCGCCCGGCAGCUGGACGAGCUCCUGGCCGACCUGGGCCACACGCAGAGCAAGCUGGCAGCUGCAGGGCAGGGCGCCGCGGUGCCCACGGAGUCCUUGCUGGACAACAUGCUGGACAGCCUCACGCGGGACCUGCAGGAGCUGGGCAUCGCGGCCGCGCCCGCCGGCGUCUGCGCCGCCUGCCGCAAGCCCAUCGCCGGCAAGAUGCUCACAGCCCUGGGCAAAACCUGGCACCCCGAGCACUUCACCUGUGCCCGCUGCGGGCAGGAGCUGGACAAGGGGCCCUUCUUCGAGCAGGGCGGGCGGGCGUUCUGCGAGGAGGAUUAUCACCAGGCCUUCUCCCCGCGCUGCGCCUACUGCGCCGGCCCCAUCCGCGAGAAAGUCCUCACGGCCCUGGAGCAGACCUGGCACCCCGAGCACUUCUUCUGUGCCCACUGCGGGAAGGUGUUUGGAGAUGACGGGUUCCUGGAGCGCAAUGGGAAGCCGUACUGCCGCCAGGACUUCCUGGCCCUGUUCGCCCCCAAAUGCCAGGGCUGUGAGCGCCCCGUCACGGACAACUACCUGUCGGCCCUGCAGGGUGUCUGGCACGCCGAGUGCUUCGUGUGCACGGACUGCCUGACCGGCUUCACCGGCGGGUCCUUCUUCGAGCUGGACGGGAGGCCCUACUGCGAGCAGCACUUCCACCAGCGGCAGGGCACCAUCUGCCACAGCUGCGGCCGCCCCGUCACCGGGCGCUGCAUCACAGCUGCGGGGCGCAGGUACCACCCCGAGCACUUCAUCUGCACCUACUGCCUGGGCCGGCUGCACAAGGGCACCUUCCGCGAGCGCGACGACAAGAUGUACUGCCAGCCCUGCCACGACAAGCUCUUUUUGUGAGCCCCAGCUGCCCAGCAGACAUGCCUGGAUGUCCCCAGCAUCAGCGUGCCUGGCACUGUCCCUGCUGACCCAAGCGCACCUCAUAUCCCACCCAUCAACACACCUGGUCCUGCUCAGCCGACUGUCCCCAGCCUUGUGUCUGCCAAGCCAGGCAUCGUUCCUUGCCCCCACUCCCUGCAAGACAUCCCUGGCAUUGCUCCUUGGACCUGAAGCAAUAAAAUACCCGCUCCUGCCUUC
This is a messenger RNA of Motacilla alba alba, 1539 nucleotides long. RefSeq names its product leupaxin (gene LPXN). Lineage: Eukaryota; Metazoa; Chordata; Aves; Passeriformes; Motacillidae. The record is from RefSeq and is a predicted model, not a curated record. Gene Ontology annotation, molecular function: muscle alpha-actinin binding; actin binding. The transcript has 9 exons. The coding region runs from base 202 to 1302 and encodes 366 amino acids. Gene Ontology annotation, biological process: positive regulation of substrate adhesion-dependent cell spreading; actin cytoskeleton organization; muscle structure development. Gene Ontology annotation, cellular component: focal adhesion; filamentous actin; stress fiber.